AUAUUCAAUAUAAUUGGAUUACCUUUUACCUUUAUCAUCAAUUUCGUUGGCAUAGAUCUGUUAGCAGGGACGAUUCUAAUCAUUUUAAUAUCGUUUCUGUAAACCAUGGAGUAAAAUAUAUUACUUGAUACAACGGGAUGAGUGAUCAAAUUCCUCAAGAAAGUCAAAAAACAAGGUCCUCCGAAGAUAAGGUGGAUUUGUAUGACUUAAUUGGGGGUAGUUGGCCCCCUGCACCUCAGCCCCCUGAGCACCCUGAGUAUGGGUCAGUGCCUAGCAGACGCACUAUGCAGCAUUCAUCCCCACAUGAACGAGUGAAGUCUGUAAAUAUCAUUAAUCACCUGGCUCCAGAAAAGAGAAGAAUUAAACCCACAACUGCAAGUAUUGCAUCUACAAGUUCCGAGGAACGGCCAAAAAGCAAAAUGGUGCAUGAGCCCAAAAAAAUUGAAACUGGAAUUCUUGUUGAUGUGUGCAGCGGAGAUGGACCCGAAGAGUUGUAUGAUUCGCCAGUACCCGGGUCCCCGAGGGCAGUUCCUGCACAGAGACCUUCACCCCUACACCUACAGGAAGAGAUAGGCGUGGGGUCUUUGGUGGAGGUUGCUACAGAUGUGGAUCAGCAGUAUUAUGGAGUGGUCAGGUGGAUCGGGAUUAUUGAUGACACGGCGACAGCAGGCGUGGAGUUAGAGCAAAGUGUGUGCGGCCUAGGCGACGGCACGCGCGGUUCAGCGCGGCUGUUCUCGUGCGCUCCAGGGCGAGCGCUGUUCGUGCCGCUGCCACUCUGUCGCCGCGAUGCGCGCUUCCGUGAUACGCCGCCGCCUGACACAGCGCGCUCUGACCCGGAUCCGCACCUCGACCAGCCGGAGUGCCCGCUGGUGACGGGCGUGGUGCCGCCGCUGAGCUCGCUGGGCGAGCUGGCGGGCAAGAACCGUGGCAUCCAGGGCCACCACAACUCCUGCUACUUGGACGCCACACUCUUCGCAAUGUUCACGUUCACGAGUGUCUUCGAUGCGCUGCUGUACCGUCCGCCGGAGCCGGAGGACUCGCCGCACUACCUGGAGGUUCAGCGCGUCCUACGCGAGGAAGUUGUGAACCCGCUGCGACGGCACGGCUACGUGCGCGCCGACCGCGUCAUGCGCCUGCGCACGCUGCUCGAGCGCCUCUCCGACGUGCCCGGCCUCACCUCCGAGGAGAAGGACCCAGAAGAGUUCCUAAACGGCCUUGUCGCUCAGUUACUGAGAGCGGAACCAUUCCUAAAGCUAUCCUCUGGACAGGAGGCUUUUUGCUAUCAGCUGUUCGUGGAAAAAGACGAGCAGAUAACGUUGCCCACCGUUCAACAGUUGUUAGAGCAGUCAUUCGCUACCUCCGGUGUGAAGCUUAGUGAGGUACCAGCUGCGUUUAUAAUUCAAAUGCCGCGCUUUGGCAAGCAAUACAAAUUAUACCAACGAGUGCUGCCUUCACCACUGCUUGACGUAACCGAUCUCAUUGAAGGCUUGCCCCGGCAGUGCACGGUGUGCGGCGGGCUGGCGCGCUGGGAGUGCAGCGCGUGCGCGCGCGGCGGCUCGCUGGAGGCGGGCGCGCUGUGCGCCGCCUGCCUGCGGCUCGCGCACGCGGCGCGCCCGCACCACAAGGCGACGCCGCUGCUAGUUCCAGAAGAGUGGGCGAGCGUGCUGGAAGGCGCACCAGCACCACGCGUCUACAUGGAGCUGUUCGCAGUUCUGUGCAUCGAGACCAGUCACUACGUGGCCUUCGUUAAGGCGGGGCAAGCUCUCGACGCGCCCUGGUGCUUCUUCGACUCCAUGGCCGACCGCAAGGGCGAGCGCAACGGCUACAACAUCCCCGAGUGCGUGUGCAUCCCGGAGCUGGGCGCGUGGCUGAGCGAGGAGGGCGCGCGCGCGCUGCUGGCCGCCGCGCCGCACGACCGCCAGCUGCCCGCGCCCGCCAAGCGCCUGCUCGCCGACGCCUACAUGUGCUUCUACCGCAGCCCCGACGUGGCCAUGUACAGAUAGACAACGGCUACAACAUCCCCGAGUGCGUGGGCAUCCCGGAGCUGGGCGCGUGGCUGAGCGAGGAGGGCGCGCGCGCGCUGCUGGCCGCCGCGCCGCACGACCGCCAGCUGCCCGCGCCCGCCAAGCGCCUGCUCGCCGACGCCUACAUGUGCUUCUACCGCAGCCCCGACGUGGCCAUGUACAGAUAGACAACGGCUACAACAUCCCCGAGUGCGUGGGCAUCCCGGAGCUGGGCGCGUGGCUGAGCGAGGAGGGCGCGCGCGCGCUGCUGGCCGCCGCGCCGCACGACCGCCAGCUGCCCGCGCCCGCCAAGCGCCUGCUCGCCGACGCCUACAUGUGCUUCUACCGCAGCCCCGACGUGGCCAUGUACAGAUAGACAACGGCUACAACAUCCCCGAGUGCGUGGGCAUCCCGGAGCUGGGCGCGUGGCUGAGCGAGGAGGGCGCGCGCGCGCUGCUGGCCGCCGCGCCGCACGACCGCCAGCUGCCCGCGCCCGCCAAGCGCCUGCUCGCCGACGCCUACAUGUGCUUCUACCGCAGCCCCGACGUGGCCAUGUACAGAUAGACAACGGCUACAACAUCCCCGAGUGCGUGUGCAUCCCGGAGCUGGGCGCGUGGCUGAGCGAGGAGGGCGCGCGCGCGCUGCUGGCCGCCGCGCCGCACGACCGCGAGUGGCCAUGUAUCGAUAGACAACUCCAGUUUUGCCCUGGGGAAGCCAUCUGUGCAUAUCGCUGCCACCUUUGCCACCUUUGUCUAAAGAGUCCACGAGAUGCAUCAGGUGCGUCAUGAUCAUAGGUCGGUCAGUAAUCGGAGCGCGUGUGAGGAAUGUAUUCUGAACAAAAUACCAGCGUCGAUAACUUUGCGUGGAUACAUGUGGCUAAGGUAUACAAUAUGUCUAUAGAAGCUCUGCUCUUCAGUUACAAAGUAACUUUGUAUUUCAUCUUUGCCUAUGAGUCUAGACUUAUAGUUCGUUUUUUAGCAUUCGAAAAAAGGUAAAAAAUCUUGGCGUGUCUUUUGAUUGAACAAUGUUUUUAUGAAUUAGUUUGUAUUAGUUAUUAUUAUUAGUAUACCAUAUCAAAAUUUAAAUUCCAAAAUAAAUGAUUAUUGAAUUUUACUUUAAUUACUUAUGAAAGCACAAGAAUGUAAAUAAUCGUAUAUAAUUUAUAAUUGUUACAUAUUUGCUGUAACUUAUUUUUCAAAAUUGUAUUUUAAUAAUAAGACACAUCAAGAUUGCUUACGUACUUUCUAAUGCUAAGAAAACUAGUAUCUAUUAGGACCCUUUAGUUACUACUAACUCAGCUAAAGCAAUAUUAUGCCUGCAACUAUUGAAUGGUCUAGCCAGAUUACCUAUUUUGUCAUACAUAGCCAUAAGUUUGCUUGGCUAGAGUCAAACCAUAAUAAGUUGGCAGCGAUUUUGAUGGUCCAAAUGGUGCACGGGUUAUUUUAAACGUCAAACUUCUAUUAAAUUAUGACGUUUACUUGACACUUGCACCGUCUGGGCUAUCAAAAUCGCUGCCAACUUAUCUUGAUCUGACUCUAAUUAACGCCAUCAAGAUUGCAGAAUACUAAAUUAGUGAUGACGACCUUUGAGAACCACUUAACUCAGACGAUUCGUGAAGUAGUUGCACGGUGGUUCUCUUCUACUAAAGGAGAUAACUUGGUUUAAAAUAUUUUUUAGAAUUUUAUAUUUUUAUUUAUUCCCGCAUGCAUCUUAACUAUUAGCCACGCCAAUCAUAAAAACAUCUCACCAACCAUCUGAGUUAAGUUGCAGACCUAUAAAUAUACUUAUUUAUUUACAUUUAAAUACUGUUAUUAUACAGUUGAGUAAUAUUAGAAAAUAGUACAUUACGAUACAAGUGCGAAAAAUAGGAAAUUCGAAACGAGUGGCGAUAAAUUAAAACACGACCGAAGGGAGUGUUUUAAAUCGACACGAGUUGCGAAUUACCUAUUCGCACAUGUAUCGUACAACGUUUUACAGUACAUAUGGCCCUUUAAAUGUUCGACACAGUAACGUAAUAUGCUACUUCUCGCACUAGUGCUAUAAAGUAGCCCCAUAUGUACUGUAAUAAAAUAUAUCAUGUAUUCAAAUCCUUAGGUGAAAUAGAUACAAACAGUUUAUCUGGCAGUGAAUAUUGGCAGAUCUUACUUCAUUUGCAUUAAAAGUUUGCAAUCGCUUAAGUUGUUAUUGUGUUUAUGUCUUGUUUGGGUAGAAAAAUCGCGUCACGGACACAACCCAGUCUUUGCUUCGUACUUAUAGUAACCGGGUAAAAAACGGUGAAUUGGACAUAUGUAUUUAUUAGCAACUUUCUAAAGUACCUAUUAUAAAACUUGAUUUAAAGUAAAGUUGAUUCAUCAGUUAAUUUUAGGUAAAUAUUUAUGAUGUGCAAUGCAGAAAUAUAUAUUUAUUUUACCAAAAUGUGAUAUUAUUUGGUAAUAUUUGUAAUAAAAUAAUAUUAUCUAAUAAACUUUUAUUUUCAUAGC
Molecule: messenger RNA, 4483 nt
Organism: Cydia pomonella (codling moth)
Lineage: Eukaryota; Metazoa; Arthropoda; Insecta; Lepidoptera; Tortricidae
Gene: CYLD
Product: ubiquitin carboxyl-terminal hydrolase CYLD
Exons: 12
Coding region: 138-2003 (621 amino acids)
Biological process (GO): protein K63-linked deubiquitination
Cellular component (GO): cytosol
Molecular function (GO): K63-linked deubiquitinase activity; cysteine-type deubiquitinase activity
Source: RefSeq, a predicted model, not a curated record